Messenger RNA from Sitophilus oryzae (rice weevil), 2786 nucleotides. Its product is annotated as mediator of RNA polymerase II transcription subunit 28-like. Gene Ontology annotation, cellular component: mediator complex. Bases 315 to 1154 code for a protein of 279 amino acids. The transcript has 5 exons. NCBI's taxonomy places the organism in Eukaryota, Metazoa, Arthropoda, Insecta, Coleoptera, Curculionidae. The record is from RefSeq and is a predicted model, not a curated record.
UACUGUCAGCCUGCUGUCAGCGAUUGCGACUGUUCAAAAAGUUAAAAUAGGAUAGAAAUUUGAAGAAUUUCGUUAUUAAAGUUUUCUUGUCUUUAGUUUAUCAAAGUGAAAUCAAAAGUAGUGAAAAAUUAUUCUCUAGUAAAGUUUCAGAAACUUUAUUAAACAUCUCUUCACAAUCUGCCUAUGAAGUUACCAUUUUAAUUGAUGGAAAUGUUCUUUUCCGCAUAUUUAUUGAUAAAUCUGGACUAAAUAGUUGUACUUCCCACAAUAACGGUUGUUGCGUUAGUCAUAAUUAAAAUAUAGUUUUUCCUUCUAUGAAUCCUCUUAAAGAAACAUCUCCACCAGUAUCAGCAAUGGCCACUCCCACAAAUAGCAGUGGAAAUUUGGUGGAUGAAUUUGAGGAAGCAUUUCAGUCAUGUUUGAAUGUUCUUACAAAAGAAGAAGCAGUACCCACUACAGAUAAAGAUGAAAUAAAGGUAGAGGUUGAGCAAACCAUACUCCGAUUUAUUGAUCUUGCAAGACAAAUGGAAGCUUUCUUUUUACAAAAGAGAUUCUUACUUUCCGCAUUGAAACCUGAAAUGAAUGUUAAAGAGGAUAUUAGUGAACUUAGACUAGAAUUAGCCAGAAAAGAAGAAUUAAUUAGGAGGCAUUAUGACAAGAUUGCUGUAUGGCAAAAUCUGUUAGCAGAUUUACAUAGUUAUGCGAAAAGCCCUGCCCAAGCAGGUGGAAGUUCAACACCAAGCGGAGCUGGUGGUAGCAGCAAUUCAGUUCCACCAUCGCCUAUUCCAAAUUUGCCAGGAAGCCAAAGCACAAGUCAAAUGAUGCCAAAUAUUUCGCCUGCGAUGCAGCAGCAAUUGCAACAGCAACAGCUACAACAGAUGCAACAGCAACAAUUACAACAACAACAGAUGCAGCAGAUGCAACAAAUGCAGCAAAUGCAGGUCCCCCCUGGUUUGACUGGAGGCGGUGUGGGCGGCGGUAUGUUGUCCCCCCAACAAGCCAUGUUCAUGCAACAGCAGGGCAUGGGCGGAGCCAGGGGCGGCCCUUUUCCCCAAGCCGGCCCUGGGGGCGUUCUUCAGGGACCACUGGCUUAUCUAGAGAAAACUACGAGUAAUAUAGACUACGUUGCAGGAAUGACAGAUGGACGGAGGUGACGAGGACGCGGGAGGGGUCGGGGUAGGGGCCGCGGCAGGGGCAGAGGGCGCGGGCGCGGCUCCUCCGUCCUGCCGCCCGACUACCUGUCCCCCUAAUCCACGGCCGACCUUGAGGAGGAAGGGAUAGCCUGGCCCGGCUGCGACGCGUUCCACCAAUACAGGGAUUAGAGCAUAUACCUAUAAAAGAAUAUACCGCGGGUGCCGCUUAAAUUUUUGUCUCAAUGUUGAAGGAUGGAUAUAGAGUCUCAAUGCAUUUACCACAUAAGUCUGUCGUUGGGUUGUAGGAAGUUUUCUGCGCCUAUAAUUUCAAAUAAGAUGUUUUAUACUCGUAUUAUUUGAAAUUAUUUGUUAAGGUUAAAAACGUUCAAAUAAUUGAAUCAAUCUUUACAAAAAUCGGAAGUUUUUUGUUAAAUAUUCUGAAAUUAAUUAAGUUUAAUUAUGUAGCAUUAUGUGUAUAUUUAACAACAUUUUCUAUGCAAAAUUUUUUCGACCAAAAAUUAGCAUAUAUCUUCUAUUUACUUAUUUUAUAAUGUUAUUAUUUUGUUUAUAUCUAUUUCAGACUCAAUUUUUCUUUGCAGAAUAAUUGCUGCUUAUGUAUUUAUGAUCAAUACUCACCAUGAGACCUGGUUUAAAAGUAAUAUAUUUGUUAUUAACAUAUAUUUUUUUUAUUAAACAAAUAUAACUAAAAGUAUGUACAUAUUUAAAGUUCAUAUAAAGUCAAGCUAGAUACAACAAAGAGAUUACAACAUAUAAGAAGAAUAAAUAAAAUAAAUAUUCUUUUAAACGUCACACAGGCUAAAACUGAGAUAACUUCCAUCUCCUAAACAAGGAUAAACUUAUGUCCUCAAACCAAACAAACUCGAUUUUCUAUCCUUCAUGACUGGAGCAUAAAUCCUCUCAUUGUUUAUACGGUAAGACCGCAGUAUAGUCUUUUAAAUGUAUUUGGAUUAGAGCUACUGCAUAUUACUUAGGCGUAGUAUAGUCCAACGCAUUAGAAAUUGGGACAAGGUGUGAAUUUUCGUCAAAGUUUUGACUUGCGACGGCAUGGAUAAUGAGGCCUUAUCUUUUUAACUGUCUGUCAUAACUAACUGUCGAAAAGAUAUAGAAACAGACCUUUUGUGAGUACACUGUAAUUAAAACUAUUAAUAAAUCCAGCAACAGGAUUAUGUAAACUAUGGGAAUUUAUUACAUGUAGCAUCGCUUUUUCGGUAUUCUGUAGGGCAAUUUUUUUUUGGUAUCCUUCCUUCCAAUCUUUGUAUUAAGAUGAUAGGUAAUAAAUCUAUUCUUAUUUAAUAAAUUUUUAUUAAAUGGUUGCGCACUUGAAUAUUUAGUAUCACAUUUUGUUCCAAUUUUUGUUGUGUUUUACUAUAAAAGUGACGCUAAUUUCUUUACGUUUGGUAGAUUUUAAAUAGAAUGAAAAGUAGAAUAAAGAAUGGAUGUACUUAUAAGAAUAUUUCAUUCCUAUAAGAUAAACUUUAAACAAAAGGAAUUAUAAUGUUAAUAAAAAAUUAAACCUUAUCUCAUGAAAUGUUUGAUAUUGAAUUGAGAAUUAGUAAAAUUGAGUAGUAUUGUACAAUAUAAUCGAAAAAAAAACGGCGUCAGCGAUGGCUAUGAAAAUCUUCAUUUUAUAGC